Molecule: messenger RNA, 1614 nt
Organism: Xylaria bambusicola
Lineage: Eukaryota; Fungi; Ascomycota; Sordariomycetes; Xylariales; Xylariaceae
Product: dihydrofolate reductase-like domain-containing protein
Exons: 6
Coding region: 1-1614 (537 amino acids)
Biological process (GO): glycine biosynthetic process; folic acid metabolic process; tetrahydrofolate biosynthetic process
Cellular component (GO): mitochondrion
Molecular function (GO): NADP binding; dihydrofolate reductase activity
Source: RefSeq, a predicted model, not a curated record
AUGGCAUCGCCUCUGGCACCGCUCACAGAAGCUCAGAAAGAGCUCUUUCUCAAGAAUGGCUACCUAAAACUCACCGACUGCUUCACGCGCGAACAGGCCGCUGAGGUCUGUGAAGGUGUGUGGACACGGCUCGGCAUGUCGCCUACGGACAAGAGCACCUGGACAAAGGGGCGUACAAAUAUGCCACCACACCGCACAUUCGACGUCUCGGAAUUCGCGCCAAAAGUGUGGUCCGCGAUCUGCGAGCUCUGCGGCGGCGAGGAGCGCAUAGAGCUGCCCAAGAGCAGGGAGUGGCGGGAUUCGCUGAUCGUGAACCUGGGGACAGCCGAAGGCGAAGGCAAGAUGAUUUCGCCGCGAGAUCUCCCGCAAUGGCAUGUUGACGGGGAUUUCUUCGUGCACUACCUCGAUAGCCCUGAACAAGCCCUUCUCGUAAUCCCUUUAUUCACAGACAUCGUGCCACGAGGCGGCGGCACCGUGAUUUUCCCCAAGGGCAUCGACAUCGUCGCCAAAUGGCUGCACGCGCACCCGGAGGGUAUGUCGCCGUGGAUGCAGCCGCGCGGCUCGGACACGUUUAAGACCGAGAAGUACCAAUGGUAUAAAGACCUGCUGAAAGACGUGCCCGAAGAGGAUUUCAUCGAAGCCACUGGCGACGUAGGCGAUGUCUAUCUCCUGCAUCCGCUCAUGAUGCACGUCGCGAGCUCGAACCCGCUGCGCAAUGUGCGGAUCAUCACGAAUCCGCCUGUGUCGUUGAACGAGCCGCAUUGUUUCGAUAGGGCGGAUGGGAAUUAUAGUCUAGUGGAAAAGAAGACGAUGCAGAGUGUUGGCGGCGAGGAGAUGCUGAGAGGUUGGAAGAUCACGGGGCCGAGGGAGGCUGUCGUCCCGGAGCGCGUCAGGAUCUGGGAGAAGAUGAAGCAGGAGGAGGCUAAGAGGAUGGAGGAGGAGCAGAAGAUGUCCGUCAACACAACCACAAUGGCCCCCCUCGAAUUGACCCUCGUGGUGGCAGCGACCCGGAACAUGGGCAUAGGCCGCAACGGCACGCUCCCAUGGACAGGUCUAAAGAAAGAAAUGGCAUACUUCGCGCGCGUAACCAAACGUCUACCCUCCGUUCUCAACCAACCCAGCUCAUCGCACGCCAUGAACGCAGUGAUAAUGGGCCGCAAGACAUGGGACAGCAUACCGCCCAAAUUCCGACCUCUCAAAGGCCGUCUGAACAUCGUCAUCAGCCGCUCUCACGUGGACCCGCCAGCCUCGGACAUCGAUCCCGAGACCGAAGCCGUGAAGGUCGGCUCGCUGGAGCAAGCUACAGAGUACCUCCAAUCCGCCGCCGCGCAGCCAGGCAAAGUCUUCGUAAUAGGCGGUGCACAGAUCUACGCUUCCGCACUGCAGCUCCCGGAGGCGAAGAGGGUGUUGCUCACACGUGUCACGACGGACUUUGAGUGCGAUACGUUCUUCCCGUUGCAGCUUUCCGAGGAGGAAGAUAAUUCUAGGGGCCAGCGGUGGGUUAGGAAGUCCAAGGAUGAGCUGGACUCGUGGACGGGGGAGACGGUGCCUGAGGGUGUACAGGAGGAGAAUGAGAUACAGUACGAGUUCCAGAUGUGGGAGAGAGUUGAAUAA